This is a messenger RNA of Fonsecaea multimorphosa CBS 102226, 1770 nucleotides long. RefSeq lists its product as uncharacterized. Gene Ontology annotation, biological process: methionyl-tRNA aminoacylation. The transcript has 4 exons. Lineage: Eukaryota; Fungi; Ascomycota; Eurotiomycetes; Chaetothyriales; Herpotrichiellaceae. Gene Ontology annotation, molecular function: ATP binding; methionine-tRNA ligase activity. The coding region runs from base 1 to 1770 and encodes 589 amino acids. The record is from RefSeq and is a predicted model, not a curated record.
AUGCUGGCUCUCGAGCGCAAUGCUCGUAGUUUCUUCCUCCAGUGUCGAGCUUCUGCGCGAUGUCGACCAUCGCUACCCAUCCUGUUUUGCGGAAAGCCCCAGCGACGCGGUCUAGCAGCGGCGAUCGAACCAGAAAGACCUGCAAAUGCCGCUGCAGGGAAACCUUACUACGUGACAAGUCCCAUCUUCUAUGUCAACUCAGCACCCCAUGUCGGCCACCUCUACACGUUAGUCCUCGCAGACGUCCUCAAACGGUGGGCAAAGCUUCGCGGCGACGAGAAGGCGACCCUGCUGACCGGAACCGAUGAACAUGGCAUGAAGGUGCAAAAGGCUGCUCAAAAGGCGAAUGCCGAUAUUAAGUUGUUCUGCGACCACCACGCUGAGCAGUUCAAGACGCUGUGUCACGCAGCCAAUAUCGACUAUGAUCGCUUCAUCCGGACCACUGACGAGGACCAUAAGGAUGUUGUCCGAUAUGUCUGGGAAGAGCUGAAUCGCAGUGGGUAUAUCUAUGAAGCCAAGCAUGAGGGAUGGUACUCUGUCAGCGACGAAACAUUCUACCCCUCAACCCAAGUCCACAAAGUCCUCGACCCCUCAACGGGUCUAACGAAGAUCGUCUCCAUCGAGACUGGGAAAGAUGUGGAAUGGACUUCGGAGCUGAAUUAUCAUUUCAGGUUGUCCGCUUUCCAGGCCCCCCUGCUAAAGUACUACGAGGAACACGCAGGCGCCAUUGUCCCGAAGCAACGCAUGGCCUUCGUUAUGGACGAGAUUCGAAGUGGACUUAAAGACCUCUCUAUUUCCAGACCCUCGUCACGGUUGACAUGGGGAAUUCAGGUUCCAGGUGAUGAGAGUCAGACCAUCUACGUCUGGCUCGAUGCCUUAUUCAAUUACUUGACGAUGACAGGAUAUCCAUUUGUCAACAGAAAUGACCCGAAUAUGGUUUGGCCACCCAAUUGUCAAGUCAUCGGCAAAGAUAUCAUUCGUUUUCACACCAUAUAUUGGCCUGCUUUUCUAAUGGCGUUGGGGCUUCCUGUGACUGAAAAGUUCCUGACCCACGCUCACUGGACGAUGAACAAUGAGAAAAUGUCCAAGUCAGCCGGCAACGGAGUCAAUCCGUUCUACGCCAUGGAUCGAUUCGGAGUGGAUUGUAUUCGGUUCUUCAUGGCACACAAUGGGGGUAUUGUCGACGAUGCUACGUACGACAACUCUUUCAUCGAAGAAACAUACAAUCAUUUGCUGAGGGGUGGUUUCGGAAAUCUGAUCCAUCGCGUCUUUAAGAGCAAGCACUUCGAUGUCCGCGAAGCGGUCAGGCUGGCCGCCAGUAACCCGGAAAAACAGACCAUUCGUGCCAGUCUUAGAAGUCAUCAUGCCAAGUUAUGCUCUGUGAGAGAGAUUGCAGACAACCACAUGAAAGAGCCAGAUCCCCGCAAGGCUGUCCAGUCAAUUUGUGAACUGAUCGGAGAGACAAACAAGUUCUUCCACAACACUGAAGUCUGGAAGAUUAUCAAAAGUGCCGACCCCGAAACAAGACGUAUCGCGAAUUAUGUCCUUUUCACGAGUGCGGAAUCUGUCCGAAUCAUGGCCAUUCUGCUUCAGCCGUUUAUGCCCGAGAGGAUGAAAGCCGCCCUUGACUUGAUGGAAGUCGACGAAUCAAAGAGGUCACUGGAUGACGCUCUUUUUGGUGCAGAUUUCACAUAUGGUCCUCCAGCGCUGAAGGCUGAUUCAAGGUCGGCCGGUGGCGUCAUUUUCCCUAUGCUAUUGUCAGCCCAUUGA